Messenger RNA from Dromiciops gliroides (monito del monte), 2990 nucleotides. It is a transcript of the gene WDR24, whose product is annotated as WD repeat domain 24. NCBI's taxonomy places the organism in Eukaryota, Metazoa, Chordata, Mammalia, Microbiotheria, Microbiotheriidae. The coding region runs from base 365 to 2731 and encodes 788 amino acids. The transcript has 10 exons. The record is from RefSeq and is a predicted model, not a curated record. Gene Ontology annotation, biological process: positive regulation of TOR signaling. Gene Ontology annotation, molecular function: protein binding.
GGCGGAGCUGUUUCGAGGCCUUCGUGCCCGGAGAAGAGCAGCAUUCCCCGGACCCUGCCCCUGCCCCAGCCCCAGCCCCAGCCCCAGCCGCCUCCGCGCAUUGAGUUUGCCCCUUUGUUCAAACUCUACCUGCCGCACCACGGUGCUGUGAACAUCCGCCCUGGGCGUAGAAGGAGACUGGUCUCCUCCACCCGCUCCUCCCCCACCCAUGACCCCGGAGGGGUCCUGGCAGCCCGGACCUAGGACGUGACUGACCCAGGUCGAGGGCUGAUGUCCCGGGGACCCAUCUGAAGCCGUCUACCACCCCAGCGGGGUUGUGCCUUGGACUUUGGGCGAGGGGAGCCAGUGAGGAACCGUAGUACCCAUGGAGAAAAUGGCCCGGGUCACCACGGCCCUGGGGGGCAAUACCCUGACGGGCCGCACCAUGUACUGCCACCUGGAUGCCCCAGCCAACGCCAUUAGCGUGUGUCGCGAUGCGGCUCAGGUGGUGGUGGCCGGCCGCAACAUCUUCAAGAUCUACGCCAUCGAGGAGGAGCAGUUUGUGGAGAAACUGAACCUGCGCGUGGGCCGCAAGCCCUCCCUGAACUUCAGCUGUGCCGACGUCGUGUGGCACCAGAUGGACGAGAACCUGCUGGCCACGGCGGCCACCAACGGCGUAGUAGUGACCUGGAAUCUGGGCAAGCCCUCCCGCAACAAGCAGGACCAGCUGUUCACCGAGCACAAGCGCACGGUCAACAAGGUGUGCUUCCACCCCACCGAGGCCUACAUGCUGCUCAGUGGCUCCCAGGACGGCUACAUGAAGUGCUUUGACCUCCGCAAGAAGGACUCGGUCAGCACUUUCUCCGGUCAGUCAGAGAGUGUACGUGAUGUCCAGUUCAGUAUCCGUGACUACUUUACCUUUGCUGCCACCUUUGAGAAUGGCAAUGUGCAGCUCUGGGAUAUCCGGAGGCCAGACCGGUAUGAAAGGAUGUUCACUGCUCACAAUGGCCCUGUCUUCUGCUGUGACUGGCACCCUGAAGACAGGGGCUGGUUGGCCACAGGGGGACGGGACAAGAUGGUAAAAGUGUGGGACAUGAAUACAAACAGGGCCAAAGAAAUCUACUGUGUGCAGAGCAUUGCCUCAGUGGCUCGUGUCAAGUGGAGGCCAGAAUGCAAGCACCAUCUGGCUACCUGUUCGAUGAUGGUGGACCACAAUAUCUAUGUGUGGGAUGUGCGACGGCCCUAUAUUCCCUCUGCCAUGUUUGAAGAGCAUCGAGACGUCACAACCGGCAUUGUGUGGCGCCACCUUCAUGACCCCUACUUCCUGUUGUCAGGCUCCAAGGACAGUACCCUCUAUCAGCACAUUUUCAAAGAUGCAAGCCAGCCCAUCGAGCGGGCCAACCCUGAAGGCCUGUGCUACGGGCUAUUUGGGGACCUGGCAUUUGCAGCCAAGGAGAGCUUGGUGACAGCUGACUCAAACCGCAAGCCUUACCCAGGUGACCGGCGCCACCCCAUCUUCUUCAAGCGCAAGCUGGAUCCCACAGAGCAGUUUGAGUCGGUGUCAUCCAGUGCUCUAAGUGUCUUUGAGACAGAGCCAGAUAGCAGCAGCAUGGGCUGGUUUGUAGACACAGCCCGGCGCUAUGCUCUGGCUGGCAGGUCCUUGGCUGAGCUCUGUGAUCACAAUGCCAAGGUUGCCAAGGAGCUGAGCCGAAACCAGGUUGCUCAAACGUGGACCAUGCUGAGAAUUAUUUACUGCAGUCCUGGCACCAUGCCCUCUGCUAACCUGAACCACAGCAUUGGGAAGGGCAGCGCCAGCCUUCCACUUAUGAAUAGCUUCAGCCUGAAGGACAUGGCCUCUGGAAUGGGGAAUGAGGCCCGACUGGAUCGGAGCAAAGGGGAAAACCGAAGCGAGAACAUCCUGCUGGAUUCUUCUACCACCCUCAUCACUAAUGACGAGAACGAGGAGACAGAAGGCAGCGACGUUCCUGCUGACUACCUCCUGGCCGAUGUAGAGGGCGACGAAGACGAGCUGUACCUGAUGGAUCACGAGAAUGCCCACACGGAGGAGCCGGAGUACGUGCUGCCCCAGGAAGCUUUCCCCCUGCGCCAUGAGAUCGUGGACAAUCCCUCUGGUCCUGACCACCUGCAAGACAAGGCCGACUCACCCCAUGUGAGUGGUAAUGAGGCAGAGACGGUGUCCCUGACCCCCGUGGAGUCCUUCUCGCUUAUUUCCAUCUCCCACACGCUCUACGAGAGCCGCCUGCCUCCUGACUUCUUCAGUGCGCUGGUGCGGGACAUGCUGCGUUUCUAUGCUGAGCAGGGGGAUGUACAAAUGGCCGUGUCUGUGCUGAUCGUGUUGGGCGAGCGCAUCCGGAAGGAGAUUGAUGAGCAGACUCAGGAGCACUGGUACACCUCCUACAUUGAUCUGCUCCAGCGAUUCAGGCUCUGGAACAUAUCUAACCAAGUGAUCAAGCUGAGCACCUGUCGAGCCAUCACCUGUCUGAACCAGGCGUCCACUACCCUGCAUGUCAACUGCAGCAACUGUAAGAGACCCAUGAGCAACAAGGGCUGGAUCUGUGACAGAUGCCGACAAUGUGCCAGUACCUGUGCUGUGUGCCACCAUGUCGUGAAGGGUCUGUUUGUGUGGUGCCAGGGCUGCAGCCAUGGCGGUCAUCUCCAGCAUAUCCUCAAGUGGCUGGAGAGCAGCACACAAUGUCCUGCAGGCUGCGGCCACCUCUGUGAGUACACCUGAGCUGCCCCAGAGGAGCUGCCAGCAGCACCAGCUGUCAACCCAGGCCUGGCACAAGACUGCCAAGCCAUGCCAUGAGCUACUUCUGCCUCUGGCUCUCUUCUUCAGAAGGAAAGACGAAUUCCUGUCAUCUGUUCCUCCCUUCAAGACUGAACUCUGCCAGCAAGUCAUGGCUUCUCUCCAGUCUCAGUUUCCCUAUCUGUAACAAUUGCAGAGCUGUUGUGAGAAAAGCACUUUAUAAAUAUGAGUUGUUGUUACUGUA